GCGCUUCCGCCCGCGAUCAGCUGACUGCCGCGAGGAAGCGGCCGCGGCUGAGCCUUCCACAGAGGCGGUGAAUGAAAGGCACUUCCAAAGCACGUCCUCACUGCCUGCCCUAAGCCCUGCAGCUAGCUAGCCCGCCCCGCACCCUCCCCGCUUGCAGCUGGCGUGGUGGCAGCGAUGGCAGGGGCCGUGGUAAACGGAGCGCAAGUAUCUUUUAUUGGCCAAGACUGUGAAGAAAUUCCCGAAUUUAUAGGAAGAAAAUAUGGGCAUAUGGCAAAAAGACUAGACCUUAGUUUCAACUUGCUAAGAUCCCAAAAACAUUUUGCAUGGAGGUGCCAAAUCCCUUCGGAAAUUUUGAAUGGAAGUGCGGAUACUUUUGAAUUGUCACUAGAAGGACUGAAAACAUUCAGUUGCCUGGAAGAGCUGAUCUUGGACAACAAUCUCCUCGGAAAUGACCUUCUGUUACCCAGGUUACCCCACCUCCAUACCUUAACACUCAACAAGAACCAAAUAUCAGAAUUGGAAGGCCUAUUGGAUCAUUUGGCUGAAGUUGUGCCUGCCCUGCAGUACCUUAGUUUGCUGGGAAACAUGGCAUGCCCAAAUGAACUGGUCAGCAAGGAGAAGGAUGAGGGUGACUACCAGAGGUACAGGUAUUUUGUUCUACACAAAUUAACCAACCUGAAAUUCCUUGAUACUCGGAAAGUAACCAGAACUGAGCGUGAGGAAGCCUUGGUAAGAGGUGCCUUUAUGAAAGUGGUUAAACCCAUGGAUGCUCAGGUCCCCAGUGGUGCUGCUUCCAUCUCUCCAGAGUUGCACUAUACUCCUCUGCCUUCAGGAUCCAGGGACCUCACUAAUCACAGAGGUGUUCUAGGAAAAUGUCGCUACGUUUACUAUGGGAAGCAUUCAGAAGGCAACAGAUUCAUCCGAGAUGACCAGCUCUAAAAUGCAACACCAUUCUGUGCCACUUCAAACUAUCCACACUAAUGCACACAAAAAGCACAAAUUGCAUCUGCAUUUUAAGCAUGCAACUAAAGUCCUCCAGUACCUUCUGCUGACUUUGCCAAGCCUGUCAAGAUCAUCCUUCUGUCUUAGUCUGAGUAGUCACAUAGAGAUUGACAUGAUUGCCUUUAAGCAGGUCCCAUCCACCAGUGUGACAGACAGCUGCAGCCAAGCACCAGGCCUGACAGGAUGAACACCAUGAUGGAUUGCCUGGUCCAAUUGCUGCUCACAGAAGAGCAAAGGUCACACCUGGGGCUUCACUGAGCAUGCUCAGUUGGUUUUUAGCAAGAGUAAUGCUUUUAUCUAAAGCUCGCCUGUUGAGUGACAGAAGCUGGCAGUAUCAAUAUGUUUAUAAAAGCAAUAGCUGUAAUUUAAGAGUAAAAAACCCCUUAUCUGUUCAUAUUUCCCCCCAUGAAUUAAAUACUUAAAUUUCUUAGGCAUGCACACAAUCCUCUUCAAGCUUUAUAUCAGAAUUAAAAGUUUGUGGGGGGUGUAUGCAGUCAGUCAUGUCAUAUUUAAAUAUUUCUCAAAAUGCAAAACCCUGUGAAUUUGUAUUUUUUUUGUUUAAGAAGAAGUAUCUAAGCAAUUUUACAGAUGCAGCUGAACCUAGGCAUCUGUCUUUUGAUUAGAAUCUCAAGAUUUACUAAAUCUUAACAUUCAGAAAAGGAGGUCAUAUUUAAUGCUGCAGAACAGUAACACAGAGGACCCCCUGUUUAACUGCAUUUCUUUGCAAAAAAAAUACAGGAGUGGCUGUUUGUAUUUCACAUUUUUUUUUUUUUUUAAAUUUGGGCAGAGAUUAAAUUUAGAUACGUAUUGAACUGUGGGGAGGUGGAGGGGAUGGUUUGAAGGGGCAAGGGGAAAGCCCUAAAAAUAAAAACCAUUACUGAGCUUGGAUGACAUUUAGAGGGGAGGGAAAGGUAAAAUUGAGUGAAUUAUGAAUCCUAUAUUAAUGUACAUUCAAAUGACAUAAACAUGGCUCCCGUCAAGUUUUUGAUAACUAAUACAAAUAUCCUUAGCUUGUUGCAAGCUUUUAUAAAUGGAGUGGAUAUAUUUGGAGCAACAAUUCCUUUUGUUAUUGUGAAUCAAGUUGCCAGACCUAAUAAUAUAAUGUACCAACAGCGAUUAUGAAGAGCAUUGUGAGCAAUGUACAAAUUGUGAGGAAGUACAUUGUGGCCCCUUGUAGCUGCUCCUCUUGUACUGUCUUAGUCUUGGCUAAUUUGCUUUUGUGCAUAGUAAAUCAAAUUUUGAUUAAAAGCCUUUAGAAAUAUGAGAGAGAGGUAUUUAGGGAUGUUGCUUCUUAUGUAAAAUAAUAUGAAAAAUCAGGAUGCCUGCUUUCUAAAUUGGUUACCAAAAUAACAGCACGAUGCUAUCCUAGCUAAUUUAUAUCACGGUGUCUAUUUUGAAGUACCAGCACAUUUUGGCCAUGGCAUAUUACAAUCAGCAGGAUUCAAAGCAGGGGUGUUUGGAAUAACCUAAUAUCACAUUCAGUCUAGUUGCAUAUGUGUUCUUGUCUUUAUAAAAGGCUUAACCCUGCCUCAAACAAUAAAAAGCACUUGCAAACUGA
Alligator mississippiensis (American alligator) is the source of this 2560-nucleotide messenger RNA. It is a transcript of the gene LRMDA, whose product is annotated as leucine rich melanocyte differentiation associated. The record is from RefSeq and is a predicted model, not a curated record. NCBI's taxonomy places the organism in Eukaryota, Metazoa, Chordata, Crocodylia, Alligatoridae. The coding region runs from base 175 to 939 and encodes 254 amino acids. The transcript has 8 exons. Gene Ontology annotation, molecular function: protein binding. Gene Ontology annotation, biological process: melanocyte differentiation.